UCUUCGAACUACGGUGCCCGGGAGGUAGGGACGGAGUAGCAUCCCUGGGAUCCAUGGUCCACUUGGAUACAGAGCGUGAAGGCGGGGCGGCUUCAACGGGACUCCUGGGCCGAUAAAAACGUGAAUCUUUUUAAAUGAAGAAAGUUUGAAAAAGUAAGCCUUAAUGUGCUGUGAGGUCUCUACAAACUCUGAGUCACUAACUUUUGAGCACAGACCAGAUGAUCACAAAUUGUGAGGCAGAGUAUUUCAAAAUUAAUAAUUCCAUUUUAGGAAACUACAUUGAUAGUAAAACUGAUUGUUUUACUACUGAAAUGGAGCACUUGAGAGAUGAUCUACUACAAACCAUUUAUACCACAAAUGAGAUUACUGUGACCCAGAAAAGGUGAAUUCAAGAAAGGCCACCAGCACAUUGGAAAGACCCCUCUAUGAUGAAUUUAUGGGAGGACUGAACAGUCAGGAUGAGCAGGCCUGGACAGAUUGUAAUUUAUGUUAUUGGAGGAAUCAAUGUGGUCACAGAUCUCUUGCAGUACCUAACUCAUAGAAUUGAGAAUCAGAUGCAAGUAAAGUACUUUGUAAACUUUAAAAUGCUCUAGAAAUGUAUAUUUGAAGGAAUAUUCUGCUUGUGUCUAGGUUGGAGAUACUACAAUUAUUCAAGAAAAUUGAGAACAAACAAAUAACAUCUUGGGGAAAAAUGGAAGCUUCCUAUCAAGUUUUAGAACAGUUAUAUAAGAAGAUGCUUCUUGGAGCUCCACUUGAAAGUGACAGCCAAAAAUAUGCGUUUUAUCUCAAUCUACCUUUUUCAGCCCAAGAGUUAUCCACGUCAAAUUUCCUUAAGUGGCCAUGUGUUCAUCAUGGUAAUCAAGCUAGUUCUGUCAACAUGGAUGCCGUUUCCACUCCUGUAACAUCAAUAAAUUUGAAAAUGAAUUUUCAAGUUAAUAAUCCCAGAGAUAUAAUGCUACUUCAAUUAACAGUCAUCAAGAUGAUGAUAACCAAAAUACUAUCUAAAAAAAUGGAAUUCGGUAUAAAAGAGAAGUAUAGUGAUAUAAUUGAAAUUCUUUUAAAGCCAUAUGAACUGGAAUCUAAAUUAAUCACCAUGUUCCACGGUUCUGAUAAGUUGUUAUCUCAUAUGGCUGCAAAGUGUCUUGCCUCACUAUUGUAUUUACAACUAAGAGAAAAGGCUGUAGUAAAUAAAACAUGGACAGCUUUUUGUUUAAAAACUCUUUCUGACUACCCUGAAAGUAAUACAGCCUCAUAUUGUCUCUGGAUUCUUACAGCUGUAAUAAAAGAAAUAUUGAAGGCUACAUGUUUACAGAAAGCAGAAAUAUUGAAGCAGUUUUUGACAUCUUUUGAUUUUCUUUUUGAAGUCUUUUACUGUUCAGUUUUUUCUCAGCAUUUUGAAAACUAUGAAGAUACAUCACUAAAUCCUAAAAUUACAAAUUUCUUGAUUUGUUUUCUGGAGUUGCUUGAAAUUCUUAUAGCCUCCAGAAUUCACUUGAAGUUAUAUCUCACUUGCCAGAGAAUUUUUUAUUUGAAAAUAUUUUGUGCUUUGGACAUUAUUACCUGGCCUGUUCACUCUUUAGUCAAAAAGAAGUUCAUCAUCCUUAUUAAAAGAUGUCUGCUACAUAAAGUGGGUGAGGAUGUCCUAAAUACUUCACGUUCCACUUUAAUUGAACAAGAUCCUUAUUUAGAUAUGGACAUGUUAGCUUUAGGUAAUGCUUUUUUGCAAGCUGUGAAUUUGGGAUGGUUGAAGCAGUUAUCUGUUACUGGAAAACCCAGCCAUUUUGGAGGCAAUGAAGUUCAACCUGGAAAUAAAAGUGUUGUUGUCCCUGACCUCAUUGUCGUCAGAGCAUCAAGUUUGGUUUUACUGAAAUCCUUAGAAAUCAAGGUGGAUAAUUGUAUGUCAGCAAAUGAAGUAAAAGCUGAAUUACAGAAAUUCAUGUCUGAGUUAUUGACCUUCUUAAAACAGCACCUUCAUUCCUCCCUGAAAUUGCAUCAUCACUGUGAAUGGCUCCCUAAAAUCUUUAUAGAACAAGACGAUGACAUGUUGGAAGCUGCAAAAGCAUCAUUAAGCAUUUAUCUAAAGCUUACUAGAGCAUGGAAUGAAGCUGCUAAGGGCAUGACCCAAGAAAAAGAAACUUGGGACCAUCAGACACAUGAAAAUGGCUUUAAUCCUCACUGUAUUUUCUUAUUUCUCUUAAAAAAUAUUGGGUUUGAUGCAACAGUUCUCCUUGACUUUUUAAUUUCAUCAGAAACUUGCUUUCUUGAAUACUUUGUUAGGUAUUUAAAACUGCUUCAAGGAGAGAGAAACAAUUUUUCAAAAGUUUGUAAGUUAUUUGAUACAACAGAAUUAAGAGAUGAGGUGUAUAUUUCUAGUAUUGUCACUUCACAUGUUGAAGAAAGAAGCAGCAACCAAGCUACUCACCAGCCUCUCUUCUGUGGUACAAAUUAUUAUGCUCUUUUACCCUUGGCUUCUGACCCUACUACUUCUGGGACAAAUAUGGAACAGAAAGACAACCAAACUGUGAAAUCGAAGCAACCCAACUUCGUAAUAGGCAUUGAUAAUACAUCUUCAUCAGGAACCUCUCAAAGCCUAGUCGAUUAUGACAGCUCAGAAGAUUCUGAAGAGGAGUCAGUGGAAGAAUGUUUAUCAAACAUUAAACAGACUCCUUUAAACCAUCAAGUCAUUACAAGGAUAAGGGAAACUGUCAGUGUGACUGGAAAAAAGAACCAGAGUUACCUAGCAUCUACGACUGGAGAAAAGAACCAGAGUUACCUCGCAUCUACUGCCAGGCUUCUAGAUCCAAAAGAGUCUUCUACUUUGUCAUCUUUUGGUUGUGAAGCAGCCUCCCAAAGUAUUGCCUCCCAAACUGUAAUAUCUUGUAAAACAUUUAAAUGCUUGAAAGAGCUAGAAAAGGCAAUUUCCCGUUUGCAUAGGAGACAUCUUUUUCCGUAUAAUCCUUCGGCAUUAUUGAAAUUGUUAAAACACAUUGAUACAAUAAAUAAGAAUAAAUAAAAAUCAGCUGUUUUUUUACCCUUGAAA
Molecule: messenger RNA, 3040 nt
Organism: Vombatus ursinus (common wombat)
Lineage: Eukaryota; Metazoa; Chordata; Mammalia; Diprotodontia; Vombatidae
Gene: LINS1
Product: lines homolog 1
Exons: 10
Coding region: 692-3013 (773 amino acids)
Source: RefSeq, a predicted model, not a curated record